This is a messenger RNA of Brassica oleracea var. oleracea, 448 nucleotides long. RefSeq names its product defensin-like protein 1. The coding region runs from base 62 to 304 and encodes 80 amino acids. The record is from RefSeq and is a predicted model, not a curated record. The transcript has 2 exons. Gene Ontology annotation, biological process: defense response. NCBI's taxonomy places the organism in Eukaryota, Viridiplantae, Streptophyta, Magnoliopsida, Brassicales, Brassicaceae.
GCUUAUUUCUUCACACGUAACACACACAUAUACAAUAAAGACUUAAGUAUAAAUAGUGAUCAUGGCUAAGUUUGCUUCCAUCGUUGCCCUUCUUUUCUCUGCCCUUGUUAUUUUUGCUGCUUUCGAAGCACCAACAAUGGUGGAAGCACAGAAGCUGUGCGAAAGGCCAAGUGGAACGUGGUCAGGAGUCUGUGGAAACAAUAAUGCAUGCAAGAAUCAGUGCAUUCGACUAGAGAAAGCACGACAUGGAUCUUGCAACUAUGUCUUCCCAGCUCACAAGUGCAUCUGCUACUUCCCUUGUUAAUUUUUCCAUAAACUCUUUGGUGGCUAAUUGAGAGUGUGUUUUACAUAAAAUAAGUCUGUAUCACACUAUCAGUGAGUGAUUUCGUGACAUGUACCAGAUAUGUUUAUGUUGGUUUGGCUAUAAUAUAAAGUCUUAGAUGAUCUC